Molecule: messenger RNA, 1023 nt
Organism: Histoplasma capsulatum G186AR
Lineage: Eukaryota; Fungi; Ascomycota; Eurotiomycetes; Onygenales; Ajellomycetaceae
Product: mitochondrial ribosome assembly protein
Exons: 2
Coding region: 1-1023 (340 amino acids)
Cellular component (GO): mitochondrion
Molecular function (GO): GTPase activity; GTP binding
Source: RefSeq, a predicted model, not a curated record
AUGGCCUCCACUUUUGUACCGCGCUCGGUGUUCCCCAAAAUUGACAGUAUCCCCCGCACUUACUUCCUAGGCCAUCACAAGGCUGGGCUUGAGAAAAUGAAGAAAAUGUUGUCGUCAAUUGAUCAUGUCAUUGAAUGUAGAGAUUUUCGCAUUCCUGCCACUUCUAUCAACCCUGUCUUCGAAGAGGCUUUGAGCGGGAAACGAAGGUGGAUCGUAUAUACCAAGCGGGACCUUGGAGGCGAUUUGAAGUUAGCGAACCAGAGAAAUGAGGCAAGGAUACAACAAUGGCAUAAGACAUCGAAGGCGUUCUUUACCAGCCGUUUCGAUAAUAAUACAAUCGUUCCGAUCGUGAAGGCCCUUAGAUCGCAACCGUUUAACCCAAAUAAACUCACAGGUGCUCGAAUCAUGGUAGUUGGGAUGCCGAAUAUUGGAAAAUCAAGCCUGAUCAACGCACUCAGAAAUUAUGUCAUGAAGAAGGGGAAGGCCGCCAAAACUGGUGCAGAUCCUGGCGUAACCAGAAGAGUCGGUGGCGGUAUUAAAAUCCUCGAGAGGGCCCAGGGAUCAGUCUAUGUGCACGACACACCUGGAGUCUUUAUGCCGUACAUGCCAGAUUCAGAGAGCAUGCUGAAGCUUGCGCUUUGUGGUUGUGUGAAACAUACUAUUAUCCCAAGCAUCACGUUGGCUGACUAUUUGCUUUAUCAAGUAAAUCUCCACAAACCAAGGGUAUAUGAGAAAUAUUCGCCGCCAACGAAUGAUAUAAUACCUUUUUUGGAGUCAUUUAGUGCAAAAACCGGAUGUUUCGCCAAAGGCGGAGUGCCGGACCUCGAUGCUGCGGCUAGGAAGAUGGUGCACAUGUAUCGAGAGGGGAAAUUUGGAGCCUUUAUUAUGGACAAUAUAUUGGACACGACAUUGAAGCUGCAGCAAGAACGAUUGGCAGCUAUGGGCGGAAGUAUUAACCAGGCUAAGAAGGCAGAGAAACUGGCCAAGAAAGAAAGGCAAAUGGAGACUGUGGAGGUAGUGUGA